CUUCCCCAUGCGCGCUUUUCGCUGUACUAUGAUGAUGAAACGCAGGAUUUGUAUCCCGAGCGUCCCCUGUUGUUCAACAGCGUGUCUGCUGCAUUUACCACAGUUUUCACAGCGAGUUCGACAAGGCUUUCCUGUGUACUGGUUGGAACUGGUUCAGGUAAGCAAUCCGGAUCGUAUCGUUUACUGACGGAAGUAACCAGACUAAGUACCGAUUUCUUGGUGGACACUUACUCUGGAACACGUUCAACGCACCCAGGCUUGGGGCGUCGUUUAUCUCAGUUCUUCCGUCGGCUCAUUUUAAUGUUUUUAAUGACAGGUCAUGAACAAUUCGCCACACUCGGAACUGAAAACGAUACAAGGCACAAAAUGGAUAGUACAGGAACAUCGAUCACUCCAAUUUAUGAGACAGUUCCCCGCAGUCCAUUCUCAGUUUCCAAGACUGAGGGCAUUGUUUUGGGGCUGUUGAUUUUCUAUUUUCUUGGUACCGUGGUGACUGGAGUAAUUUGCUGGUUAUGCGCCAGGAGACGUUUGCUCAAAAAACGCCGAAAACUCCGGCGUCCUGUGUCACCUCAUUUUGAAAUUGGCCCCAACCAGUUGCACAUCAAAUACACUGAUGAAGAUUCAAUGUGA
Messenger RNA from Opisthorchis viverrini, 630 nucleotides. RefSeq lists its product as hypothetical. The record is from RefSeq and is a predicted model, not a curated record. The transcript is spliced from 3 exons. The annotation marks the transcript as partial. NCBI's taxonomy places the organism in Eukaryota, Metazoa, Platyhelminthes, Trematoda, Opisthorchiida, Opisthorchiidae.